GAUUUAACAUUUGUGGGCUUCCUUUGUCCCCACUGGAAAAAAUGGAUUACCAAAGGAUAAAACUCACCUACUCCAUUACAACAAGUUCCCCUUGAAGUCGUAGUUUGUUCUAACUGUGCUCUAAUUCAAAAUGAUAUACCGUUGAAUAAGUCUUGGGAAUCGAGAGAGCUAGACCAAGAGUUGGCAGGUCAAAUUAGAGACGUGAUAAAAAAAGAUUAUUUUAGGGUGCCUAACAGCUGUGGAAAUUCCUUGGAGUUCAAGGGCACGGCUGUUUAUUUUAUAGAGUAAUAAACUACAACUUUCUUCAUCCCCCAAAAUCCUGUGCAUUCUGUUGGGAGUGCCCUGUUUAUGAUUUGGGUGAGGGAAAAAAGAAGAAAUGGGGGAUUACAGAUCUCGGUCAUAUGGGGUCGACCCAGGGGCGUCCAAGGGUUACAGCUAUAAUGGAGGAAACGGGCAGAUUCAGCCUUAUUUUAGUCAGCAGCAGCCAGGGGUUUCUUAUUCUUACAGUCAGCCCCCUGCUUACACGGAUGGCCCUGGGGCUUAUAAUGGCUACAAGACCAAUAGUUACAAUAGCGCUGUGGCUAAGAGUCAGUCAUCAUCUGCCUCUUCCUCUAAGUUCUGGGGAAUCAAUGAUCCUGAAGUGAAGAGGAAGAAGAGGGUGGCCAGCUAUAAGGUUUACACCGUGGAGGGCAAGGUUAAGGGCUCCUUCAGGAAGGGUUUUCGCUGGCUCAAGGACAAGUACACCGAAAUCGUCUACGGCUGGUGGUAAGACCAAUUCUGCUAUAAAAAAAGAAUUAUAGGCACCGCACCUCACCCCUGCUCCCUGUAUUAUUUUUGGGUUUCUUAGAUUCAGAAGAGAUCACAGUGACAGGAAACCCCAAGGGAAACAGUGGGUGACGCGUAGAUUUUCAUUCUGUUGUAUCUUAAAAUGAAGACUCUAAUGUUUAUUGGGUCUUAGCUUUUUCAAAUGAAAGGAUUCUAUUUUGAAAUGUGAAUAAAUAUGUUCUCUCUUUUUCCAUGCUGA
This is a messenger RNA of Cryptomeria japonica (Japanese cedar), 1024 nucleotides long. RefSeq lists its product as uncharacterized. NCBI's taxonomy places the organism in Eukaryota, Viridiplantae, Streptophyta, Pinopsida, Cupressales, Cupressaceae. Bases 377 to 769 code for a protein of 130 amino acids. The record is from RefSeq and is a predicted model, not a curated record. The transcript is spliced from 2 exons.